This is a messenger RNA of Prosopis cineraria, 2212 nucleotides long. Its product is annotated as probable sphingolipid transporter spinster homolog 2. Gene Ontology annotation, cellular component: membrane. The record is from RefSeq and is a predicted model, not a curated record. Gene Ontology annotation, molecular function: transmembrane transporter activity. Bases 460 to 1944 code for a protein of 494 amino acids. Lineage: Eukaryota; Viridiplantae; Streptophyta; Magnoliopsida; Fabales; Fabaceae. Gene Ontology annotation, biological process: transmembrane transport. The transcript has 17 exons.
CAUAAAGAAAGCCAAAAACUCUUUCUUUGAAGGAAAAAGGUAACGAGAAGAAAAAGUUGAGAAAAGCAAAGCCUAUGCUCUUUGGAGGAAGAGCUAGCAGCUAGGUGGGCCUCUCGCCACAACACCCCCCCCCCGGGGGGUAUCAAUUAUUGGAGUCACUACUCUCUCAGCUGCUUCAAAUUGUAGACUGUAAUAGCCCCUUGGGGAAGAAGAAAAACCGAAGCUCUCCUCAGAGCUGAAGUCUUCAUUAGAGGCAGAGAUGGCAAUAGCUUCAUCUAUGAACCCCACACCUUCAUGGUUUACUCCCAAGAGCUAACUAGGAAAUUAAUCAUGAAACCAAUGGAUGACUUCUUCAGUUCUUUAACAGGCCUUUUGAAGUGUCCCUUCAUUGGUGCUUGAAAGAAAAUAAAAGGACAAAAGGAAUUAUUUUUCAUAAUCAAUUAUUAUUUGUUACUUGUUAUGUUUUGUGUGAUAAACUUGUUAAACUAUUUGGACCGAGGAGCAAUAGCUAGCAAUGGUGUUAAUGGACGUCAAGCAACUUGCGCAAAUGGUACCUGUAAGCCCGGUAUCGGAAUACAGGGGGAUUUCAAGCUAAGCAAUUUUGAGGAUGGAAUUUUAUCAUCUGCUUUUAUGGUUGGACUUCUUGUGGCUUCUCCAAUAUUUGCGUCUCUUACAAAGAGUGUAAAUCCGUUUAGGCUCAUUGGAGUUGGAUUGUCUGUCUGGACUCUUGCAACCUUAUGCUGUGGUUUCUCAUUUAAUCUCUGGUCCAUUGCAGUCUGUCGCAUGCUGGUUGGUGUUGGUGAGGCUUCAUUUAUAAGUCUUGCAGCACCUUUCAUUGAUGAUGUUGCACCAGUUUCUCAGAAAACAGCUUGGCUUGCAAUAUUUUACAUGUGUAUACCGUCAGGAUUUGCAGUUGGCUAUGUCUAUGGAGGCUUUGUUGGGAGUCAUUUUGGUUGGCGGUAUGCAUUCUGGGUGGAGUCUGUAUUGAUGCUUCCAUUUGUUAUUUUUGGAUAUUUUAUGAAGCCUUUGCAUUUGAAAGGUUUUGCUACUGCUGAAUCGAAAACGACACUGGCAACUGAGACAGUUUCAUCAGAAGUUCAAGAUAUGGGAGCUUCAAAUAACUCAAUGUCCUUGAAGGCGUUGUUCCGAAAUAGUAGCUCACAUGAGGCUUCCAAGCCCAAAGCUGCGUCCAGGAAAUCAAAUCAAUUGUUGACUUUUUUGGAAGAUAUGAAAGUGCUUUUGCUAAACAAGGUUUAUGUCAUCAAUGUCUUAGGUUACAUAGCGUACAACUUUGUCAUAGGUUCUUACUCAUAUUGGGGCCCCAAAGCUGGUUAUAACAUAUAUCACAUGACUAAUGCAGAUAUGAUAUUUGGUGGAAUCACAAUUGUAUGUGGAAUAUUGGGCACAUUAGCAGGUGGCUUUCUUCUGGAUUUCAUGACUAACACGCUAUCAAAUGCAUUUAAGCUUCUUGCAAUGACAACAUGUAUUGGUGCAACAUUUUGCUUUGGUGCAUUCCUAUUUAAAAGCUUGUAUGGCUUCCUUGCUCUUUUUGCUGUUGGUGAAAUCCUUGUCUUUGCCACCCAGGGUCCUGUGAAUUAUGUAUGUCUGCAUUCUGUUGAAACAAGUUUGAGGCCCCUAUCAAUGGCUAUAUCAACUGUUGCUAUUCAUGUCUUUGGAGAUGUGCCUUCCUCACCUAUUGUUGGAGUUGUUCAGGAUCAUAUCAACAACUGGAGGACAACUGCUCUGCUUCUAACUGCUGUAUUUUUUCCGGCAGCUGGAUUCUGGUUUAUAGGAAUAUUCUUACGUGGCAAAGACAAAUUUAAUGAAGAUAGCGAGAAUGUAAUAUUUUCUGGAGAACCCUCAAAUACGCCGUUGCUUCGAGUGAAGCCUGGAGAAGCAGUAGCAAUAGAAGUAGCAUCAAAAUCUAAAUCCCCUGAAUGUUAAUAUUCUGAGAUGAUUAUAGAAGCAAUGUCCAAGAGGCAAAAUUUGUGAAGAUCAGAGGAAGGGUAUCAAUGCCUUGUAAAUAGUCUUUGCUUUUGCUUCUCUGCUUUGUUUGUUUUCUUGGUGGGGAGAUAUGGCAGUGAAUGUAAGUAAUAGUUAUGUGAUUAUAUUUGGUUGAUGAUUUUGAGUUGCUUAACUUUAACCAAACUGUAUCUGUAUAUCUCAACAACUAGUAGUUUGAUAUAUAUAUAUAUAUAUAUAUAUAGCUGAA